AUGACUCCAGUCGAGGAGCCCGUGCAGUCCCUACAAGAAGCCUUGAACUUGGUCAGACUGCCUUCGGAAGGGCAGAUACGCCAGUUCAUGAGCACGAGAGCUGCGUACCUGCCGGGCUCCGACUUGACAAUCCCGGCUGGAAAUGUACGUAUGAUUACGCACAAGGCUGCCUUUGGAGGCCAUGUCUACGCCCAAGCAGCAUUGGCCGUGGUUCGGGCGUGGAGGGAGAUGGAGGAUGAAAAGGGGACGAAGUUGUCCGAUAGACUCGAUAUUCAUACAAUCAACGGCUUCUUCACCCGGCCCGGCAUACCCAACCGCCCCUACCUCUACACCGUCACACCCCUCACCUCCUCCCGCACCUUCGCCACCCUCUCAGUAACCGCCCAGCAGCCCUCCCAGCCCAGCACGAACCCGCAAGGUGACCACUUCCCCAAGGUCGACGCCUCCCUCCCGCUCUCCCCGCCCUGCUUCACGGCAAUUUGCUCCCUCAAGCUCCCCGAGCCCGACAGCGCCGGCGUCUCCACGCAGGAACCCCAGCCGCAGCAGCGCUUCGCCUCGAUCCUCUCGUCUCGCCCACCCUCGGCCUGGCCGCCCGCCCCGCCCGUCGACAUCACGGGCAUGGUGGAGAUCGCGGGCGCGCAUCAAGCGGGCAAGUUCCCCGUCGCGGAAAUGUACAAGGUCGAUAUGACGGGGUAUAACCAAGGAAGACCUGUGCAUGAGCGGCGCGAGCUGAUGUUAUAUCGCCUUCGCAAGCCGCUAACGUUAGUACCUGCAUGUGCUGAACCAGAAGGGAAUGAUGCCGAGGUGGGGGCGGCGGCGGUGUGGGAUGAUGAUGCCAACGCGCAUGUUGUUGCGCAUGCCUACGUCGCCGACAGGAACGGGCUGCUGCUGGUGGGGAAUCAUGUUGGGUUUGGGUACUCGCUGGCGCGGGCGGCGAGUCUGAGUUAUACGUUUGUGGUGCAUGUCAAUGCGGAGCAGGCGGUGAUGAGGGACGACGAAGGGGAUGGCUGGUGGGUGCAGGAGAUGUGGUUCCCGCGUACGGCGGCGGGCAGGGGGGUUGUCAAGAGCAAGAUUUGGAGUCCUACAGGUGUGCAUGUUGCGACCGAGUAUCAGGAUGGGUUGGUACAGGGCUUCGGGUUGGGCAAGUUAUAG
Molecule: messenger RNA, 1152 nt
Organism: Parathielavia appendiculata
Lineage: Eukaryota; Fungi; Ascomycota; Sordariomycetes; Sordariales; Chaetomiaceae
Product: Thioesterase/thiol ester dehydrase-isomerase
Exons: 2
Coding region: 1-1152 (383 amino acids)
Biological process (GO): acyl-CoA metabolic process; fatty acid catabolic process
Cellular component (GO): peroxisomal matrix
Molecular function (GO): fatty acyl-CoA hydrolase activity
Source: RefSeq, a predicted model, not a curated record